Molecule: messenger RNA, 596 nt
Organism: Rhizophagus irregularis DAOM 181602=DAOM 197198
Lineage: Eukaryota; Fungi; Glomeromycota; Glomeromycetes; Glomerales; Glomeraceae
Biological process (GO): proteasome assembly
Source: RefSeq, a predicted model, not a curated record
GAAAUUAAAAAAACGCGUUUGUGUUGUGACGCAAUUACCUAAAAGGUGAGUUCACGUGACUACACUAAAUUUGUAAUUUCGUCAAAAAUCACGUGGAGUGAAAGAUAAACUUUCCUCAUUUCUUUAUCUAGAUUUAAGAAAUGCUAUCUGAAGCUACUACUCCACGUUUUCAAGUUCAUACUUAUAGUCAUUUAUUUCUUUCACAACAAAUACAUUUUCAACUGACAAUCCUUCAAGAUUCCGUGUUUAUAUGGAUUGGUUCCGAAGGAAACGAAAUACUAGGAAAUUUGGCGAUUGCCAUGCCUUCACCUUUACGGAAUAAUAGUUCUACUUCGUCGUCAUCGGGAACAACUGUACUAUCAAAUGACGUGGAUGAAACUUCUAAGCAGCUUGGACAAAGACUUGCUACUAAGUUUAAUAAACAAUUCUUUGUCAGCAUCAAUUUACCCCCAAGCACAGAUCAAAUGAUGCUUUCUUUUGUUGAAAAGAAAGUUCUUGCUAUAAUAAAGGGAUUCUUUUCAUGAUUUAUUAAAUUUAAUAUAUUAUCUUAAAAAAAAAUUAAAUUAUGAAAAUUUAAUUAAAUUUUGUUAAUCAUG